AUGUCACCUGUCCUGGCAACCCAAGAGCUUGUCAGAUCGCCUUUGCCGCGAUCCGCGUUAUCAAUGCCUGUUAUCACACUGACCAAACACCCGAUACUAUCACGAGGAGAGAUGCGAGACUAUGACGAUGGUCCGUACUACUAUAACGGCUAUGAUGACUACCACGACUACAACCGGCAUUACGGCCUCAGCGCCGGCGCCAUUGCCGGAAUAGUGGUGGGCUCCGUUGUGUUCCUCCUCAUCGUCCUCUGGGCGCUGUGGUGCUGUUGUUCACUCGGCCGCACGAAGAAGCGCACGCACUACCCAAGGGAGCGCAAGUACCGGACGCGGUCUGUCGAGAGACGGACAUACUAUGUGCCAGAUCGGAGGCACCAUCACCAUCACCACCGGUACGACUGUUGCGGGCGGGACAACGUCGAGAACGUUUACAUCGACGACACCAACAUCAACAUCCGGCCGGCGGAGCCGACGCACGCAAAUCACCACGAUCGGUAUUACUACAACGACCCGCGUUACAAAGAGUACUACCGCAAAUACUAUACAUGA
Neoarthrinium moseri is the source of this 546-nucleotide messenger RNA. RefSeq lists its product as uncharacterized. The transcript has a single exon. The record is from RefSeq and is a predicted model, not a curated record. Lineage: Eukaryota; Fungi; Ascomycota; Sordariomycetes; Amphisphaeriales; Apiosporaceae. Bases 1 to 546 code for a protein of 181 amino acids.